Manis javanica (Malayan pangolin) is the source of this 6242-nucleotide messenger RNA. RefSeq names its product helicase like transcription factor (gene HLTF). The record is from RefSeq and is a predicted model, not a curated record. Lineage: Eukaryota; Metazoa; Chordata; Mammalia; Pholidota; Manidae. Gene Ontology annotation, cellular component: nucleus. Gene Ontology annotation, biological process: DNA repair. Gene Ontology annotation, molecular function: ATP-dependent activity, acting on DNA; hydrolase activity, acting on acid anhydrides, in phosphorus-containing anhydrides; zinc ion binding.
UCUUUUCACACUGUCGCUUUCGGCUAGGCGAGAUAUUCAGGCCCUUGAGUACCUCUAAACAAUUGAUCUGCUGCCUUGUACCAUUCCUACUUACUUCAGGGGCAUCACUCACGUCUCCCCAAUAGCCUGUGAACUUGUGGCUGAAAAAAUCGAGUUGCACAUGGCUGAAUUCCUGGCUAAACACCAAAGAGCUGAUCAGAAAUACUGGAAAUUCUAGGUAGUUUAGCUGCAAAGAGUAAUGGCUAGAACAUGCUUGGCAAGUAUAUAUAUAUAUAUAUGUAUAUUUGCUGAGAAUUGUGGAUAUCAUCUAGUGAACUCCAGGUUUGACAAAAAAGUAGUUUGAACCACAGAGGAUAGGAAUACUAGGGUUGAAAUCCACUGGCUCUCAGUCCAGUGCUACUAAAACCGUCUUGUAACGUAUAUCCUAUAUCUAGUCCUGACAUCUCAACGCAGAGCUUGAGGUUGCAAUCCCAGUUGUUGUUUUUUUAACAAAUGUAGAUGAAGCGGGUAUUGGUGCAACUCUUUACAAUUCAUCCAGAAAAUAAUGUAUCCAACUAUGGACUGAGGGAUGCUGUCUUAGUUCUGGCAUGCAGGGAUGGAACUGAAAAGAAAGAAAAUUUCCUUUGGUCAGUUUCUAAUUCACUGUGGUGAGCCCUUUCUUCCAAGAUUAGGUGCAGUUGGAUUGAGAUUAAACUCUGCCUCCAUUUCCAGUACCCUUCAGAUGUAUAAAGCACCCCUAAAUAAUAUCUGUCUCUCCUUUACCCAACCAAUAGGUAUUCUUUGAGAGACAACCAGUCGUCAAACUCACUGAGGAGGAGAAUUGCACAAGGUUACUCUGGCUUCUUCCUCGUGAUUGGACUUUCUCAGUGCCAGUCUCAAAGCGACACUGGGAUCUCAGAUUGUUGCUAGAAGGAGACGGCGUCGACGACUGACUAGGCUGGCGGCGUUCUACCUUCCAGUAGUGCGCUCUUCCUCUGGCGCUGGAAGCCUGCCCUUGGCCUCUCUGCUGUGGGGCCUGGAAGGAGGAGUAGCGAGGCGGCUCGAGAACGAUCCGGAGCGCCCAAGCGUUCCUCUCGUCAUCCGCUCAGCGCCAUGUCCUGGAUGUUCAAGAGAGAUCCUGUUUGGAAAUACUUGCAGACUGUCCAAUAUGGAGUCCAUGGAAAUUUUCCACGCCUCUCAUAUCCAACUUUCUUUCCCCGUUUUGAAUUCCAAGAUAUUAUCCCUCCAGAUGACUUCCUAACUAGUGACGAAGAGCUAGAUUCAGUUUUAUUCGGAACUUUGAGAGGUCAUGUAGUUGGGCUACGCUAUUACACAGGAGUAGUUAAUAAUAAUGAAAUGGUUGCAUUACAACGAGAGCCCAAUAACUCCUAUGAUAAGAAUGCAAUUAAAGUAAACAAUGUGAAUGGAAAUCAGGUUGGCCACUUAAAGAAGGAUCUUGCAGCUGCUUUGGCCUAUAUCAUGGACAACAAAUUGGCACAAAUUGAAGGGGUAGUUCCUUUUGGUGCAAACAAUGCUUUUACCAUGCCUCUGCAUAUGACUUUUUGGGGAAAAGAAGAAAAUCGAAAAGCAGUUUUAGAUCAGUUGAAGAAACAUGGAUUUAAAUUGGGUCCUGCACUAAAAACUCUAGGAUUUGGUUUGGAAAGUGGUUGGGGCUCUGGAAGAGCUGGACCAAGCUAUAGUAUGCCAGUUCCUGCUGCAGUACAGAUGACAACUGAACAGCUUAAAACAGAAUUUGACAAGCUGUUCGAAGAUUUAAAAGAAGAUGAUAAAACUCAUGAAAUGGAGCCAGCUGAGGCUAUUGAAACACCAUUGCUUCCACAUCAAAAACAAGCUCUGGCUUGGAUGGUAUCACGGGAAAACAGUAAAGAACUUCCACCAUUUUGGGAACAGCGAAGUGACUUAUACUAUAAUACAAUAACAAAUUUUUCUGAGAAGGACCGACCAGAAAAUGUCCAUGGAGGAAUCUUAGCUGAUGAUAUGGGUUUGGGCAAAACUUUGACAGCCAUUGCAGUAAUUCUUACCAACUUCCAUGAUGGGAAACCUCUUCCUGUUGAAAGAAUUAAAAAAAAUCAACUUAAGAGGGAAUGUAAUGUUAAUGAUCAAUCUAUGAUGCUUGGAGGAAACAAUACCAGUGAAAAGGCAGAUGAACUAAUCAAAGGACCUAGAUGUAGUGGAGAACCCAGUAUUUCAGAUGUCCAGGGAAAGAAUAAAUAUCCCAAGUCAGAAUUGUCUAGCUCCCGCCCCAAAAGAAGAAAAACUGCUAUUCAGUAUACCGAAAGCAGUGAUUCAGAGGAAAUUGAACCAAGUGAACUGCCACAGAAAAUGAAAGGCAAACUGAAAAAGGUACAGUCAGAGACUAAAAGCAGAGUAAAAGCAGGAUCUUCUAAGGUUAAAGAAGAUUCAGAGUUUGCAUGUGCACUUACUUCAUCUGCCCCUGCAACAAAAAAGAAAAUGUUGAAAAAGGGGGCAUCUGCAGUGGAGGGUUCAAAGAAAACUGAUGUUGGAGAGAGACCAAGAACAACACUGAUCAUCUGUCCACUUUCUGUGUUAAGCAACUGGAUUGACCAGUUUGGGCAACAUAUAAAAUCAGAUGUGCACUUGAACUUUUAUGUGUAUUAUGGUCCUGAUCGUAUUAGAGACCCAACCUUGCUUUCAAAACAGGAUAUUGUUUUGACAACAUACAAUAUUUUAACUCAUGAUUAUGGAACUAAAGGUGAUAGUCCAUUACAUAGCAUAAGGUGGCUAAGAGUGAUCCUGGAUGAAGGACAUGCCAUAAGGAAUCCAAAUGCUCAGCAGACAAAAGCUGUACUUGAUUUAGAAGCAGAAAGAAGAUGGGUAUUGACAGGUACUCCAAUUCAGAAUUCUUUAAAGGACUUGUGGUCCCUUCUUUCCUUUUUAAAACUUAAACCAUUUCUUGAUAGAGAAUGGUGGCAUAGAACAAUACAACGUCCUGUCACAAUGGGAGAUGAAGGAGGACUUAGGCGUUUACAGUCCCUAAUUAAAAAUAUCACACUUAGAAGAACAAAGACAAGCAAAAUUAAAGGAAAACCUGUUUUGGAGUUGCCAGAACGUAAAGUAUUUAUUCAGCAUAUUACCCUUUCAGAUGAAGAGAGAAAGAUUUAUCAGUCUGUGAAAAAUGAAGGCAGAGCUACAAUUGGAAGGUAUUUUAAUGAAGGGACUGUCCUUGCACACUAUGCAGAUGUCCUGGGCCUUUUACUUAGAUUGCGGCAGAUUUGUUGUCAUACUCACCUUCUUACAAACGCAGUGUCUUCCAGUGGUCCCUCAGCCUUUUCUCUAGGAAAUGAUACACCUGAAGAACUACGAAAAAAGUUAAUAAGAAAGAUGAAAUUAAUUCUGAGCUCAGGUUCCGAUGAAGAAUGUGCAAUUUGCUUGGAUUCUUUAACGGUUCCUGUCAUAACACAUUGUGCACAUGUCUUCUGUAAACCCUGUAUUUGCCAAGUCAUUCAGAAUGAGCAGCCACAUGCUAAAUGCCCUUUAUGCAGAAAUGAUAUACAUGGAGACAAUUUAUUAGAAUGUCCUCCGGAAGAAUUGGCAUGUGACACUGAGAAAAAGUCUAAUAUGGAAUGGACAUCUAGUUCGAAGAUUAAUGCCUUAAUGCAUGCAUUGAUUGACUUAAGAAAGAAGAACCCCAACAUAAAAAGUUUAGUUGUUUCUCAGUUUACAACGUUCCUGUCUUUAAUAGAAACACCACUCAGAGCUUCUGGAUUUGUAUUUACUCGUUUGGAUGGUUCUAUGGCCCAAAGGAAAAGAGUUGAAUCAAUUCAGUGUUUUCAAAACACAGAAGUAGGAUCACCAACUAUAAUGCUUCUAUCCUUAAAAGCAGGUGGAGUUGGUUUGAAUCUUUCUGCAGCUUCUCGAGUGUUUUUAAUGGAUCCAGCCUGGAAUCCAGCUGCUGAAGAUCAGUGCUUUGACAGAUGCCAUAGACUUGGCCAGAAGCAAGAAGUUAUCAUCACAAAAUUUAUUGUGAAGGAUUCUGUUGAAGAAAAUAUGCUGAAAAUACAAAACACAAAGAGAGAACUUGCAGCAGGAGCCUUUGGAACUAAGAAAACAAAUGCUAAUGAGAAUAAACAAGCUAAAAUUAAUGAAAUCAGAACUUUAAUUGAUUUAUAAUUUGUGGGAUUUUGGUAAGGUCAGUUUGAUCAGAUAUAUACAAAAGUUUUGGAAAUGAGAAAAAUACAGUUUUAGAAAUGAGACCUAGAGAGUAUGUCUUCUUAAAGGGGCAUAUCAUUUUAUAUUAGUGAGGAAGUAUUACUGAUACAUAAUCUCUUCUAUAUAUAAACCUAUUUUUAACAAUAUUUCAAAUAGCAAUAAGUUCUGUUAUAUACUGUGGCCUAAAAUAAUUUUUGGGGAAAAAGAAGUUACUUUGUUAUUCAGCUUUUCAUAGUAUCUAUGCUGAGUAUUUUCAUAAAUCUUCAAGUACUCAGCUUUUUCAUAUUUCAAGUAAGGUCAAACCUUUUAUACUUUUGACCAAAUGAAAGAGUUAUUUUCUAUGUUGGACACAUUGGUUAUUCACUAAAGCUUCCCAUUUUUGAUGUAAUAGAUUCAGGGUCCUUGUAAACAAUUAAUAUAUACAGACUAUCUGAGAGAUUGAUUUUAUUGGGCUUUCAAAAAGCAUAUUUGCAUUCCAGAACCAAACCUUAAAUUAGAGACCAAAGUCCAGGUUAGUAAGUUACUUGUAGUUUUUUUUUUUUAAGUAGUUUCAUUGAGAUAAUUCAUCUAAGUGACCUGCAAUUUUAUGUUCAUGAAAAAAAUUAGGGACUGUGUUACAGCACUAUUUCUCUCCAUUUCAGUCAGGUGGUACUAUUAUUCACUGUUUAAAUAUAACUGGAUGUGUUUGUAUGUAAAUACAGUCUGGGGGGUGAGAGAACCAGUUCUACCCAGUUUGAUUUGAAUAUUUAAAUUAUGGAAUUGCUGAAUAGAUAUUUCUAUAUAUAGAUAAUUUUUAUUUAUGUAGCUUUUUUUUGAAAUAACUUUAUAAUAAUUUUUAUAAUUCAGAAGACUACUAAAUGUGAGAGGCGUGAUAUCUGGAUGGAAGUUGGGCUGGAUGACCUCCAAAAUCGCUUCAACUUUUAAAGACAUCUUAAUCCAGAGUGGAAAAAUUUCUUUGUUACUGUGUUUAGAAUCAGAAUUUGAUUUUGGAACUUCAGUAAUUCAUCCUUACAUUUAUCUCUAGAAUUAGCCAUCUUUCUUACUUUUUUGUUAAUAAUCAAACUCACAAUAAUUGCCACAACAUUCUAAAUGACUCUUUGAGUCACAUUUAAAACAAAUAAGCUAUAAAUCUAGCAGUCAGGUUAGGUACACAGUGGUGUUUUUUCCUUAAGGGAAACUUUAGUCCAAAGAAAGAAGAGAUUAAUUACUGUAACAUGAGAAGCUUCAUGUUUGAUGAUACAGACUUGAGAACACCUUAUAUUUUACUCACAGUGUUAGAAGUUGCUUGACUGAAAGGUAAGAGGAAUUUGGAGGUAGUGUUGUGUUCUAGGGCACCCAUCUAAGGUAUGUGCUAAAUCUGUCAAUAGCUAAGUUCUCUCUUCCCUGUGCCCUGUCUCUGGCUCCAAGGGAACAGUGGAUUAGACAGUCUUUCUAGUCCCUUUUUUCUUUGGCAGCAGGUAAGGAGGAAGGGCACCCAGGCAUUCUUGCUUGGGUAAGAGUGGAGUAAUAUGUUGGGGUUGGUCCACUAGCAUUAGGAGCAAUAGGGAGUUCUUUACUUUGUAGGACUAUCAUUACACAGAAAGAAAGCAGGUUGAUCCAGAUCUUAUAAAGUAGUGUGUGGAUUCUCUGUCUGCCAACAUUCCAGUGAGAUUAAGAAUAGAGUUUUCAGCAAAAAGAAAAAUCCCCAAAACCCACCACCAGUCUACUCUUCUCACAAAGGCAAAGCCGUGCAAACUCAGUGAGGACUGCUUGCUUCUUUACCCAUUUACAAACUUUUGCUUUUUAAACAGUCAUAAUGAUAAAUUUGGCAAGUUGUUUAAUAAAAAAUACCUUUGUUUAUGUACAGUUCUACUAAAUGUUGUUAAAUAAAAAUCACAUUUCAUCCUAAGAAAAUAUGUAAACCACUGGAAUGAGAAGUUUGCAUUAUGCUAUGCUGUUAAUUCUGUCUCAUUAUUAUGUAGAGUAGCUUUAGAAAUAUCUUCAAGACAUUGUAUUCCCACUUGUGGUUCAUGCUGAAUUUUGUGCUUCAAAACUGUAUUUUAAAUUUAAAAUCAAUAAAACUUUCAAACAUG